This is a messenger RNA of Cylindrotheca closterium, 396 nucleotides long. Lineage: Eukaryota; Bacillariophyta; Bacillariophyceae; Bacillariales; Bacillariaceae. The record is from the annotation of a GenBank genome assembly.
AUGGUAUUGGGCAAUAAGGCAGAUGGCAUGACGGAAGAAGAGUACGACGCCGCCAUUGAUAAGGCAACUGGUGCCAUGUCCAAGUUCACCAGUACCUAUACGAAACGAUCCGAGACUACCUUGUGUACCGAUAAGGCAGUGGCCGCGGCAGUCAUCAAGGGACUUGCCAAACACAAGGUAGAGCUUGGGAAGCCGCUCUGCCCUUGCCGAUUUUAUGAAAACAAGGAGGAAGAAGCAAAAAAGGGAUACUGGAACUGUCCAUGUGUCCCCAUGCGGGAAGACAAGAUUUGUCAAUGCUGCCUAUUUUUGACCCCAGAUCACCCGUUUGCAGGAGAAGAUCAGGAGAUUUCCAAGGAAGAGGUUUUGGAGCUUGCAAGCAAGAUCAAGAAAGACUGA